CCGCCCCUUCCCCCUGGGCUUGACCCCUGACCGCUGCGCUGUGUAGCAGACAGACACAGUGAGCGGCUCCGGGGCGGCCGCCGGCUGUCUGAGGAGGAGAGCGCCCCCUGCAGGCGUGAUGCACUGACAGGACAACUUACCUCUACUUCUCGAGCGCUCCAUAUCGUCACACCGGAGAAAAUGCCGAAGAAAUACAGUCAAGUUUGGAUCGACAAGAUUCUCGCGAUGACCAAAAAGGGACACCGUGUUCACGAAAUUCAUACGUGGCUGCGCAACUGCGGGGUGCCCAUGAGCAAGCACAGCGUGUGGUACUACGCAAAAGGUCUGCAAAAACCCCGACAUUUUACUCGUCCAAAAACCACCCUAGAAGUGAGAAACCUAAUCCACGAACUGACCUGUGAAGAUGAUGAAACGUGUGCCCGAGACAUAAGGAGGAUCCUAAAGGACAAAUAUGACGUCGAGAUAUCGGAGAGCAGCAUAAGAACUGUGAGACGGCAAAUGGGCUGGAGCUAUGGAAGGCCCAGAACGAGUCGUAUGAUAAGAGAUGGCAGCAAGGUCAAAAGGAAAUUCCAGGCCAAGGCGAGAAUGGAAAAGAACCAGCAGUUUAACGAUGAGACGUCAGAGGCUUCUCUGCCGAUUGGCACUAACAAGAUGAAGGCCACAACAAACAGGAAGGUCUUGGUCAGAAAGGAGAACCUGCCUAAUUCUGCAAGCAAACGUAAGGCAAAGGUAAAAUCCAUAACCCUUCAUCGCACAGACCCCAGUCUUCUGGAAACUACAGAGUACACCGCUUGGAGUACUAAUGUCACUGAGGUACCUGUUACUCAUGAACUCUUACCGCAUAGCACAGAAAAAGUCAUCUCUGAUGAUGGACCCUUCCCACCAGCUCCCCCCAUUGCUCCUCACAUACAUACAGGUCAUCAGAUGAAGUCCGGCAGGAAUUUACUGGCAGGUGAUGAAGCGAUCACUGGUGUCCAACCUUCCACAAAUCAGAAUAUGUGUUCAGCUCCUAACGGAAGUCACCAUGGCCCGAAUUUCAACCCUUCUCCCAUUGUGCUCCCCUCCCAGCCCUUUGGCACAUGCAGAUGUGGGGCCCAAGAGAGACUAGAGACAAUGGAAAUGGAGCUCAAGGAAAUUAAGGAGGCUAUUUCAUCCAUGAGCCAAAUGGUGGAAGAAACUGUAAACAGGGCAAUGUCCUCUGUGAGUGAAGUGGUGGAGAAAGCCGUAGAGAAAGCCCUCUGCACCAUGAACCUAGUGGUGCCCCACGAUGUCAACACAUUUGAUUAUUCACCUCCAUUACAGGACACAAACCAGAGUUAUCCUGAACCCAGUGUCAAGGAGGAACCAGAGGACUAUGUCAACGAAUCAAGCACCAGCGCCUCCGAAAAUGGUCAGUAUCUCUGCGGUAUCCCGUGUGCUGCAGAAAGUACAGUUCCCCUGGCGGUCGUUGCCCCCGUUUCCGACUUUACCCUUCCGGUCGUGGACUCCUCAACGCUUGACCGCCUUCAUGAAACGGCUCGUAAUGAACCCCACCGGUUUGCCCAGUUACUUUUCCAAGAACUUGUCCCAUAUGAUGUCUACAAGACGUGGACACAUACGGUAAACUAUGACGGCUCCAGGGGGAAGCGGGCACUGCCAGAAAACCUAAGAAACGCGAUCGUUCAGGAAACGCAGAAAUAUUAUUUUAUCACCACAGAAAUCGCCAAAAAAAUAAAGGACACACUGAACGCUUUCCUGAGGAUGCCGAGAGCCAGCCGCUGGUGAACGCCUGCAGCGGAGAGGGGCGGCCGAACUGUGCCCUCCUUCUGUUACAGGGUAACCAGGAUUGUUUUAUACCGAAGUGACUGGAAAAUCCUGAAUUCUUUAUUUUUUAAGUAAGAUUUUAUUAUUAUUAAUAGUUCAUUAUUGUUGAUUAUUACAGAGUGAAAGCUUCAAAAUGAAUAAAAGCCCCGUUCUAGGAAAAAA
Messenger RNA from Bufo gargarizans (Asiatic toad), 1965 nucleotides. RefSeq lists its product as uncharacterized. Bases 181 to 1764 code for a protein of 527 amino acids. Lineage: Eukaryota; Metazoa; Chordata; Amphibia; Anura; Bufonidae. Gene Ontology annotation, molecular function: DNA binding. The transcript has 4 exons. The record is from RefSeq and is a predicted model, not a curated record.